Messenger RNA from Spodoptera litura, 944 nucleotides. RefSeq names its product programmed cell death 6-interacting protein-like protein AliX. NCBI's taxonomy places the organism in Eukaryota, Metazoa, Arthropoda, Insecta, Lepidoptera, Noctuidae. Gene Ontology annotation, molecular function: protein binding. The record is from RefSeq and is a predicted model, not a curated record. Gene Ontology annotation, biological process: mitotic cytokinesis. Gene Ontology annotation, cellular component: endosome.
CACUGUCACAAUCACAAUCUGUUAGUCGUAGAUCAGACAUGGCUUCGGAACUGUUGUUUGUACCUUUUAAAAAAGGGUCUGAUGUAGAUAUUAUUAAACCGCUGAGAAACUUGAUAAACUCGACAUACAAUACCAGUGACCAACAUGAAGAUUAUACAGAUGCCCUUAACGAGCUUAGCCGAUUGAGAGCAAAUGCAAUUUGGAAAGUAUUCGAGAAAACGUCGCUGGAGGUUAUCUACAAUUACUAUGACCAGCUGGCUUCUCUGGAGGCCAAGAUUCCGCCUCAGGAGGUGCAGAUUCCCUUCAAGUGGAAAGAUGCUUUUGACAAGGGCUCCUUGUUUGGAGGGAGGAUGAGCUUGACAAUUAGCUCCCUGGCAUAUGAGCGCAUGUGCAUCCUGUUCAAUAUGGGUGCAAUGCAGAGCCUGAUCGCAUCACAGCAGACAGUGGAGACUGAAGAGUCCCUCAAGCAAGCAGCUAAGCUCUUUCAGCAAGCCGCGGGCGUUUUCGCCUACCUGAAGGCGAAUAUCAUGAUGGCGGUGCACCAGGAGACCACGCCCGACCUCAACCCCGACACCCUGGACGCGCUCGCCAAGCUCAUGCUGGCGCAGGCGCAGGAGGUCAUCGCCUACAAGUGCAUCCGCGACGAGAUGAAGGAGAGCAUGGUGGCCAAGGUCUGUGCGCACUGCGACGAGCUGUACACGGACGCCCUGCGCGCCAUGAACAAGGAGCAGCUCAAGGCGCUGUGGGACCGGGACUGGCUGCAUGUGAUGACGUCCAAGCAAGCGGCGUUCCGCGGGCUGGCGCAGCUGUACCAGAGCCAGGUCUGCCACGCUAACAAGGCUGUGGGCGAGGAGAUCGCGCGCCUCCAACUGGCAGAGGAACAACUGCGCCUCGCCACCCAGCGCGCGCCCUGUAUGCUUGCACAUGCGAUAUGUGUGAAUUAA